AUGCUGACUUCGAAGACUUCGGAGAGCGACAGCUCGCCUGCGGCGCGCCCGCCGUACAAGGUCUAUAAACGACGGUUCUGGGGUCUGGCGCAGCUCGUGCUACUCAACAUCGUCGUCAGUUGGGAUUGGCUCACCUUCUCGUCAAUCUCGACUACCGCCGCGGAGUAUUUCCAGGUCUCCGAGAGUGCUAUCAAUUGGUUGAGUACCGGCUAUUUGUUCGCAUUCUGUGUCGCCAGUCCCUUCGUCAUCUGGGUCCUGAACAAAGGCGGCCCCAAGCCGGCCAUCGUCACCACCGCCGCGCUACUGCUUGUCGGCAACUGGCUGCGCUAUGCCGGCACCAGAGCCAACGGCGGUAUAUUUGGACUCGCCAUGUUCGGCCAGAUCCUCAUUGGCCUGGCACAGCCCUUCUGCCUGUGCGCGCCCACGCGCUACAGCGACCUGUGGUUCUCGGACAAAGGUCGCACGAGCGCCACGGCCCUCGCCAGCUUGGCCAACCCUCUAGGCGCAGCGAUAGGACAAUUUGUGGACUCGGAGUGGGCAACCAAGCCCUCUGAUAUCCCCAAUAUGGUUCUUUAUAUCUCCAUCAUUUCCAGCGUCGCAGCAAUCCCAUCAUUCUUCCUGCCUGCUGCACCGCCGACUCCCCCAAGUGCCUCGUCCGCCAUCCCCCGCACGCCAUUGAUGCCCGCGAUCAAGCAAUUGCUGGGCACGCUGGAGUUCUGGCUGAUCCUGGUGCCGUUCGCCGUAUAUGUGGGGUUCUUCAAUAGCGUUUCGUCCUUGGUGACCCAGAUCCUCAGUCCAUACGGAUACUCUGAGACCGAAUCCGGGAUUGCAGGCGCGAUCCUGAUCGUAGUGGGACUGGUGACGGCCGCAAUCAUGUCACCCGUCACAGACCGAUGGAAACACUACCUGGGCUCGAUCCGCGUGCUGGUGCCCAUCGUGGUGGCCUCGUAUAUCGGGCUGAUCUUCGCGCCCACCAGUGCCACUGGUAUUGCCCCAACGUACAUAGUCAUGGCGCUGAUGGGCGCUUCGUCAUUCGCGCUUCUCCCCAUCGUCCUGGAGUAUCUGGUCGAGAUCACGUAUCCCUUCUCGCCGGAGAUUGGAAGCACCAUCUGCUGGACGGGUGGCCAGUUGCUUGGUGCGUGUUUCAUUCUCAUUCAGGAUGCUCUCAAGGCUGGCGCGAAGGCAAAUCCCCCUUCCAACAUGCGCAACGCCCUCAUUUUCGCUGCUGUUGUGUCUUUCGUCGCUGCUCCCUUCCCGAUAGUUAUUGGCUUGUUUGGGAGAGAUGUCCAGCGUCGUCGUCUGGAGGUGGAUCGUGGUAUCGAGCUGCAUGUCGCGGAAGCCGGCCAGGGUGACACCGGCGGUCCGAAUGAGGACAUCUCACAAAUCGAGUUGGCGUCUCCGCUGCACGAGUCAACUCUUAAGUCUGCUUGA
Molecule: messenger RNA, 1431 nt
Organism: Penicillium cinerascens
Lineage: Eukaryota; Fungi; Ascomycota; Eurotiomycetes; Eurotiales; Aspergillaceae
Product: putative cell surface receptor/MFS transporter (FLVCR)
Exons: 4
Coding region: 1-1431 (476 amino acids)
Biological process (GO): transmembrane transport
Cellular component (GO): membrane
Molecular function (GO): transmembrane transporter activity
Source: RefSeq, a predicted model, not a curated record